Messenger RNA from Benincasa hispida (wax gourd), 1188 nucleotides. The record is from RefSeq and is a predicted model, not a curated record. NCBI's taxonomy places the organism in Eukaryota, Viridiplantae, Streptophyta, Magnoliopsida, Cucurbitales, Cucurbitaceae.
AUGGCCCUCGCAAACGAGGAAAUGACGGCAUUUCGAACCCCAAAAGGGAUAUAUUGUUACAAGGUAAUGCCUUUCGGGUUGAAGAACGUCGGCGCUACUUAUCAACGUGCCAUGCAGAAGGUGUUUGACAAUAUGUUACACAAACACGUGGAGUGUUAUGUGGAUGACCUUGUGGUCAAGACCAAGCGAAGACAGAACCAUUUGAAAGAUCUAAGAACCGUGUUCGAUCACCUGCGAAAGUACCAGUUAAAGAUGAACCCUCUUAAAUGCGCGUUUGGCACCUCCUGUCUUAGAAGCCCCAGUAGCGGGCAAGCCAUUGAUACUAUACAUUGCAGCGCAAGAGAGAUCACUAGGGGGGCACUAUUGGCACAAGAAAGAGUAAAGGGAAAAGAACACACUCUCUAUUACUUGAGUAGAACCCUAAAUGGAGCCGAGAUCAAUUAUUCCCCUAUAAAGAAGACGUGCCUCGCGCUCUUCUUCGCCAUAGAUAAGUUGAGGCACUACAUACAGGCCUUCACAGUCCACUUAAUUGCGAAAGCUGGCCCCAUCAAGUACGUCUUGUCCAGGCCGAUCAUCUUGGGACGUUUAGCCAAAUGGGCAAUCAUGCUCCAACAAUACGACAUUGUUUAUGUACCACAAAGAGCAGUUAAAGGGCAGGUAUUGGUGGACUUCCUGGCAGAACACCCAGUUCCAUCGGAUUGGGAGUUAAGUGAAGACUUGCCCAAUGACGAAGUUCUCUUCACAGAAACCUCAGGGCUGUGGGUCAUGUUUUUUAACGAUGCGGCACGAAAAAGUGGUGCGGGGCCAGGUAUCAUCCUCAUUUUGCCAGAAAAGCACAUGUUGCCUUAUAGCUUCACACUUGCCGAGUUAUGCUCAAACAACGUCGUUGAAUACCAAGCCUUGAUAAUUGGCCUCCAAAUGGCCUUAGAGAUUGGAAUAGCUUGUAUAGAAAUCUUCGGUGACUCAAAGUUGAUAAUCAAUCAAAUCUUAUGCCAGUAUGAGGUGAAGCAUGACAACUUGAAACCCUACUUCACUUACGCUCGCCAGUUGAUGGAAAAGUUCGAAAGUGUGGCACUGGAACAUGUCCUGAGGAUGGAGAACAAGAAAGCGGAUGCCUUGGCAAACCUAGCCACUACCUUAACAGACCUGGAUAAUGUGCCCCUUAAUAUAUCGCUUUGGCGAAGAUGA